AUGCUGGGCUUCACCUAUCGCGUCGCCGUAUCUCAAGUUCGCCAUCUGGUCCCAAACGUGCUAGAGCUCGAAGACGAACCUCUCAUGUCAACCACAGUGCUCGACUACGGAAUGAGCCCUGUGGGGGCUUACAAGGAGUUCGUCCACCAAGUCGAGGUGACCUACAAGAAUGAAAAGUUCAUGUAUAGUCUCAUUUUGAUUCUCGACAACGAGGCAGCCAUAUUCGCAGGACGUGAGCAGUACGGCUUUCCCAAAGUCUUUGGCAAGGCCGAUAUUCAGACAACCAACGGCACACGACUGGUUUUGGCAAAUGCCCAGAGGCCGGUAGGACGAACUGUUUUCGAGUGCGAAUUCAUACCCGAUCAUCGAAUUCCCAGUUUGCCUGCUGCAGAGAAAUGGGGUCUCAAUCUUCGUAGUAUUCCGCAGCCAUGUGUGGGAACAUCACCAGCGAUUCAAGAGCUGAUUCCUACAAUCAUGGACUGGAAGUUUACCGAGAUCUGGGCUGGCCAUGGUCAGAUCACGUUUCCGCGCCGCUCUGCAUUUGAUCCUUGGUGCGGUGUUGACAUUUUAAGAUACGAAGGAAGCUUCUUUGCGCGGGGUCUGACUGGUGAGCUUCGGUGUCGCGGUGAGAGUUUUCAGGUUUAG
Molecule: messenger RNA, 645 nt
Organism: Colletotrichum fioriniae
Lineage: Eukaryota; Fungi; Ascomycota; Sordariomycetes; Glomerellales; Glomerellaceae
Molecular function (GO): lyase activity
Source: RefSeq, a predicted model, not a curated record